AUGUUUGAUCCUGCCGCCGAGACGUUGCGUCACAUGAAGGUGCACUUUAAUUCGCCGGAUGCGCUCGCUGCACUUCAGUCGUCUCGUCGGGGUCGUCGGGGUGGGCAAGUUGAUGGUGAUGGUGAUGGUGGUGGCUGUAGAGAGGAAGUGUUGAGGGAAAAUCGAGAGAGACGUAAGUCGUUGAUGAAGUGUGGCUUCUUUUCGUCGGUUUGUCAGCCGUACAAGACGGUGGGUCGAUUGUAUUUGGACACGCGAGAACUUGUGUAUAACCAACUCGGAACGGAACGUUUGGCGAAGGCGAGUGUCAGCAAACCGAGGCAACGAGUGAAGUCGCGGUUUGAUAUCAGAGAGAAGGCAGUUGAAUUGGAACAGCAAGCGAGUAAUAAAAACGAAACGGAAUACGAAGAGUUUGCAAGGCAUGAUCAGUCUACUCAUGAUCACGAGUCGCAGCGCCUAAAGAGAAUGCUGGACGAGUCAGAGAGACGAGUACAAGCAGAGAGAACUGGAAGAACGUGGCUGGAGUGUAUGCGUGAGCACGAGCAACAAAUGGAGUUGCAGCAAGCCAGAGCGAUCAGUAUUGAGUGGCUACCAUUUCCUCCUGGCCCGAAAAGCAGGCUAAAGACGAUUACGAUGUUGGUAUCGACAUUCACAUGUGGAUCAGCCACAAAUGGGAUGAUGGAUGAGAUUGUCAUGGCUGCAGAUGAAGAAAGGGAAAAAGCUUUCAAGAUGCAAAACGAAUUCGUCAAGAAAGUGGAAGCCAUCUACAUGAUCAUUUGCUGUAUUUUCAACAUGAAGCAAAGAGACCUGCGGACAAGGGUUCCUCUGAAAUCUAGUAGUCUCAAGCAUCUUCAAAGAGACAUGUUGUUGACAUCUACUGGCCCGAGUCGUUGCCGUCAGUCACCUGUGUGGCCUCUACCUGCUGCUGUUUGUGGUCUAGGAAAGGCGAUUGAUGCAAUAAGUACAAGAAACAGCCCACAAGGAAUAGAAAAACAGGCUUCGAGUGUUGCAUUGGCACUUGUGGGUCAGAAAAGUUUCAAAGUUCGUACCAAUAAUAGCCCAAAACCGAAGGGAGAUACAUGGGGUGAGUUGCUAUCUUCAUUGGAAUUGUCUGGUAACAGCCCUGUGCUGAGUCAAUCUCCAAGGAAUGUCACCCGCUCUUGGUAUCAAAACUCGAACCGUGCAUACGAGGCUAACGCUAACGUCAAACGCCGCGAAAAUGAGCAUCUCCCUCUUUGGCAGAAGCUGCUUCUAAGUCAUCUUGAAGAAGGAGAUGAGAUAGGAACAAACGCAAAUAGAGACAACACAUCAGAGACAAACAACGACGAUGACGGAGCAUCAGCAAGAGAGCACUUUCUCGCUCUGAAACGAAAUUUCAAAGAUAUUGUAGAGAAGUCGGGACGACAACUGCGAUCUCAACUCGACCGAUACGAAAGAGAGUCAAGAGAACUGAACAAUCUAAAGUGCGAGAAGCUAGAAUCUGGAUCUCCGUGGAACAUGCCUCUAACUAUUGUCGACAUGCGAGCAGAAGCUCACUCUGAACUGAUGAACAGACGAAGAACGUACAAUGAGAAUCAGAAUCAAAACAAAAGCAAGAUCAGCAAGUGGGUUGCAAGUCUUGAAAAGGAGCUCAUGGUCGUAUUCCAGUCGAAAAUCAAGUGCGAAGGGUCGACUGAAAGGGAAGAUACAGUGAAAGCCGUCUUGCAGAAGUUGAGAAUGAUUUCACAAGAGCAGCUGACAGAUAUUCAACACGUCAAGGCCAAACUCGGCCUUCUUUUCUACUCUUUGCCUCCAAUGCAGGUGUGCUCCAAACCGGUGUCAGCAGCUUUUCAGUUUUCUCUUCGGCAUUUGUUUGGCUAUAACGAGUCACUCUACAACGAGUGGAUGAAGCUCAGGAAGCUACCAUUCCCUCUUCCGUCACGAUACAACGUCUAGCAUCUAUGAGAGAUAGGAAGAUUGGCCUAACCUCGAGCUCAAAUAUGUUACUCUUAAUUAAUGAUGGCAAUUACGACAUGCAAACUUGCGCAUGCUUGUGUAACAAUUAUUGUCUCGCGUACCCAGACCCGUUUUAGCGCAGCUGCUAGCGCACGCGUGUUGAAAAUGCCGCGGCUGGAGGUCUGGCUACGCAAAACUACACUAGCCACAUCGUAAAGUGUUUCUCGAAUUACACAA
Corticium candelabrum is the source of this 2169-nucleotide messenger RNA. RefSeq lists its product as uncharacterized. The transcript has 14 exons. The coding region runs from base 1 to 1932 and encodes 643 amino acids. NCBI's taxonomy places the organism in Eukaryota, Metazoa, Porifera, Homoscleromorpha, Homosclerophorida, Plakinidae. The record is from RefSeq and is a predicted model, not a curated record.